Messenger RNA from Plectropomus leopardus (leopard coralgrouper), 589 nucleotides. NCBI's taxonomy places the organism in Eukaryota, Metazoa, Chordata, Actinopteri, Perciformes, Serranidae. The record is from RefSeq and is a predicted model, not a curated record.
UACCGCUAUGUAAAAUGGCGGCGUAAGCCUCGUUCAAAACACAGUUUUUUUUACCUGAGAGAGCGAGGUGAGCUAACGUCUGAGAAACCCGUCUGCGAUACGACGAGCCGCCCGCGGAUCACUCAGAGGUAGAGGUUGGAAUUUACAUUCCUGAAAAAGAGCAGGUGGGAUGGCGAAGAGGAUCGCUGAUAAAGAGCUAACGGACAGGAACUGGGAUCAGGAGGAGGAGGGAGAGGAGGCUGGAACGUUUUCAGUUGCAAGUGAUGAUGUGUUGAAAAAUCGGGCGAUUAAGAAAGCCAAACGCAGAAAUAUUGGAACAGAGGGCGAAGGCAGUGGAACCUUCAAAGGUUUUAAAGGGUUUUCUUUGACCACGGCGCCGGCGAGCGGAGGCUCUGCUCCGACGGCGUUUUCAGGUUUCGGGAACGGCGGCGGCUUUAAGGGCCUCAGCGGUCUGACCAACGGAAACAGCAGCACUCCGUCAUUCGGAGGCUUCUCAUCUCCUGCUGCAACAACUGCUGCUGCUACACCUGGUGAGGAGACAAACUUUGGCUUCAAAUAUGAAUUUGUUGAUAUUUCUCGGCUGAUGUGA